AUGACACAGGAAUCAGCCUCUGAUCUUCUGUUUGUAGAUGAUUUUUACUCCUCAUUAUUCUUUGAUGAUGUAGCAGAUAAUAUUUUCCCAGCGAAGGAAUCAGCCUCUGAUCUUCUGUUUGUAGAUGAUUUUCCCUCCUCAUUAUUCUUUGAUGAUGUAGCAGAUAAUAUUUACCCAGCGAUGAUCACUACUUCUCAAUUGGCAACAAAAGAAGCCGGAGAGUCAUCGCAUAGCUUCUGCGAUAUUUGCGUGGAGAGGAAAGAUAGUGACCAGAUGUUCAGAAACGAGAGAUGCGUUCACUCUUUUUGUUCUGACUGCAUUACUAAGCAUAUUUCCAUAAAGAUCCAAGAUGGCAUAACCGUUGUUUCUUGCCCCGGAUUGGAAUGCAAGGGUGUCCUAGAACUCGAUGACUGCAGGCUAUUUCUUCCCAAAGACGUGACGGAAAGGUGGGACCAGGUGUUAUGCAGAGCGCUGUUUGCGUCUGAGAUGAUGUUUUACUGUCCUUUCAAGGACUGUUCUGCCAUGUUGGUGAAUGAUAAGGAAGAAGGGGAAGUCAUUAGGCAGUCGGAGUGUCCAUUCUGCCAUAGACUCUUCUGCGCGCAGUGUUGUGUCCCCUGGCAUCCGGGGAUAGAGUGCGAAGAGUUUCAGAGACUCAAUGAGAGUGAGAGAGAAAGAGAGGAUCUCAUGCUGAGGGAGCUUGCUCGGGAGAAGAAAUGGAGGAGGUGUCCCGAUUGCAAAUACUAUGUGGAAAGGACUGAAGGUUGUUUACAUAUGACUUGCAGGUGUACCUUCCAGUUUUGCUAUGGAUGUGGAGCAUCGUGGACUAAAGAUCAUGGUGGUAAUUGCGCGAGAGAUUGA
This is a messenger RNA of Alnus glutinosa, 858 nucleotides long. Its product is annotated as E3 ubiquitin-protein ligase RSL1-like. The transcript has 2 exons. The record is from RefSeq and is a predicted model, not a curated record. Gene Ontology annotation, molecular function: ubiquitin protein ligase activity; ubiquitin conjugating enzyme binding; zinc ion binding. NCBI's taxonomy places the organism in Eukaryota, Viridiplantae, Streptophyta, Magnoliopsida, Fagales, Betulaceae. The coding region runs from base 1 to 858 and encodes 285 amino acids. Gene Ontology annotation, biological process: positive regulation of proteasomal ubiquitin-dependent protein catabolic process; protein polyubiquitination; ubiquitin-dependent protein catabolic process. Gene Ontology annotation, cellular component: cytoplasm; ubiquitin ligase complex.